This is a messenger RNA of Lodderomyces theae, 1701 nucleotides long. RefSeq names its product indolepyruvate decarboxylase 1 (gene PDC11). Gene Ontology annotation, molecular function: carboxy-lyase activity; thiamine pyrophosphate binding; magnesium ion binding. The transcript has a single exon. The record is from RefSeq and is a predicted model, not a curated record. The coding region runs from base 1 to 1701 and encodes 566 amino acids. Lineage: Eukaryota; Fungi; Ascomycota; Pichiomycetes; Serinales; Debaryomycetaceae.
AUGUCCGAAAUCACAUUAGGAAGAUACCUUUUCGAGAGAUUGCAUCAAUUAGAAGUCGAUACCAUUUUUGGUGUCCCCGGCGACUUCAAUUUAUCACUUUUAGACAAGAUUUAUGAAAUUGAUGGUAUGAGAUGGGCAGGUAAUGCCAAUGAAUUGAAUGCCGGUUAUGCAGCCGAUGGUUACUCCAGGGUGAAAGGAAUGGGUGCCAUUGUUUCGACAUUUGGUGUUGGUGAAUUAUCCUUGACCAAUGCUAUUGCCGGUUCAUUUGCCGAACAUUGUGCUAUAUUGAACGUUGUUGGUGUUCCUUCAGUUAGUGCCCAAGCAAAACAAUUGUUGUUGCAUCAUACUUUGGGUAAUGGUGAUUUCACGGUUUUCCACAGAAUGUUCAAAAACAUUAGUCACUCAAGUGCUUUCAUAUCUGACAUCAACAGUGCACCAAAUGAAAUUGACAGGUGUAUCAGAGAUGCUUAUGUUUAUCAAAGACCAGUGUAUGUUGGCUUGCCAUCCAAUUUGGUUGAUUUGAUGGUCCCAAGUUCAUUGUUGGAGACCCCAAUUGACUUGUCGUUGAAACCAAAUGAUCCGGAAGCACAAGAGGAGGUGAUUGAAACCGUUGAGAGACUCAUCAAGGAGGCCAGGAACCCAAUCAUUCUUGUUGAUGCUUGUGCUUCAAGACAUUCUUGUAAGCCAGAAGUUGCCAAAUUGGUUGACGUAACUCAAUUCCCGGUGUUUACCACCCCUAUGGGUAAGUCUGGUAUUAAUGAAUCACAUCCAAGAUUUGGUGGUGUUUACGUUGGUUCUUUAUCGCGCCCAGAUGUCAAGGAGGCGGUGGAAAGUGCUGAUUUGGUUUUAUCAAUUGGUGCAUUGUUGUCCGAUUUCAAUACUGGUUCGUUCUCCUAUGGAUACAAGACAAAGAAUGUUGUUGAGUUCCACUCCGAUUACACCAAGAUUAGACAAGCUACUUUUCCCGGUGUGCAAAUGAAGGAAGCUUUGCAAAAAUUGUUGCAAACAGUUUCGUCUUCAAUCAGUCCAUCAUACACGCCAUCACCUGUACCACAGCAAAAGUUGGUCAACUCUCCUGCUCCACCAGAAACACCAUUAACUCAAGAAUACUUGUGGACUAAAGUUAGCUCUUGGUUCAGAGAGGGAGAUAUCAUUGUCACUGAGACUGGUACUUCGGCGUUCGGUAUUGUUCAGUCACGUUUUCCAAACAAUACCAUUGGUAUUUCACAAGUGCUUUGGGGCUCUAUUGGCUACACAGUGGGUGCCACAUGCGGGGCAGCUAUGGCUGGACAAGAAAUUGAUCCAAAUAGAAGAGUUAUUUUGUUUGUUGGUGAUGGUUCAUUGCAGUUGACAGUACAGGAAAUCUCCACCAUGUGUAGGUGGAAUUGUAAUAACACCUAUUUGUUUGUUUUGAACAAUGAUGGUUAUACUAUUGAGCGUUUGAUUCAUGGAGAAAAUGCCACAUAUAAUGAUAUUCAACCUUGGAACAAUUUACAGCUUUUGCCCUUGUUCAAUGCUAAAGACUAUGAAACAAAGAGGAUUGGUACUGUUGGCGAGUUGAAUGAUUUAUUCCAGGACAAGGCGUUUGCUAAGCCAGAUAAGAUUAGAAUGGUGGAGGUGAUGUUGGCGAGAAUGGAUGCACCUGCUAACUUGGUCGCUCAAGCCAAGUUGUCAGAGAAAACCAACGCCGAAGCAAAUUAG